Molecule: messenger RNA, 1020 nt
Organism: Entrophospora candida
Lineage: Eukaryota; Fungi; Glomeromycota; Glomeromycetes; Entrophosporales; Entrophosporaceae
Source: the annotation of a GenBank genome assembly
AUGGAUUCACAAGCUUUUGGAUUCGAUUUAAUAUCACAACCACAAUUAACUCAGGUUUCUUUAUCACAGCAGCAGCAACAAGAGGAACAACAGAAACAGCAAGAAGCAAUUGCUACAACUUUAAUACAACAUUCACAAUCAAAUAUUUCAUUAAAUAGUUUAUCAGCUACUAAUAAUACUCCACCUGCUCAAGCAAUACUAUUAGAUAAUAAUAAUUCAAAUCAACAACAAUCUACAGUAAUUGACAAUACUUCUACAACUCAUUUAUCUAAUCCAAUUUUGGUAAAUCAUCAAGAUCAACUCCAUGCUGCAAUCGUUGUAAAUAAUUCUAAUCAAAACACUUUAGAUUCCUCAAAUCAAAAUCAAGUUCCAAUCGGAAACAUCCCUCAAAACGUUACAAUACCAGCCUCCUUAAUACAUCACCAUGAUAAUCCUAACAUAAUAGAACAACAUCAAGCUCUAGUCUCUCAAACUGAUCAACAGAAUCAAUUGACGCUUUCAUCUGUUCCUGCUACAAAUCAAAAUCAGGUUAUAUUGUCAAAUAAUGAAGAAUCUUCUGUACAAGCUAUAAUAAUCGCAGUUCAGGCUCAAGUUCAUUCUGAUCCUCAAAAUGCUGUUGCUAAAGUACAAGCCCAAGCUGCAGCCGCUGUCGUUGCUGCUCAGUAUCAGGCAGAAGCUCAGGUUCAAGAAGCCCAAGUUCAAGCAGCUCAAGUAAAAGCUCAGGUACAAGCUCAGGUUGAAGCUGCUAAAUAUGCUGCCGCCGUUGUUGUUGCCCAGGCUCAAGCACAGGCCGAUGCUCAGGUUCAUGCUGAUCCCGAAGCUGAAGCUCAAGUAAAAGCACAAGUGGAGGCUACUAGAUACGCGGCAGCAGCAGCAUUUGCUCAAGUACAAGCACAAGCCGCCCAUGUUGAAUUAAGAAUACAAGAACAAGUGGACGUUGCUACUCAAAUAGCUGUUGCCCAAGUUCAAACCGAGGUUCAAGCUGCUCAAAUGGCCGUUGCUCAAGUAACAGCAGAAUGA